AAUAAAGUGGAUAAUUUAAACUUCGAAAAUGCUUUUCAUAUUAUUAAUAAACUUGGUGAUGGAGGUUGGGGAGAAUUAUAUAAAGUUCAAGAUAAAUCCAACAAUAAAUAUUAUGCUUUAAAGAAGUUGACUUUAAAUGAUAAAGAGAAACAAUACGUUUUGAAUGAAACUCAAAACCUAAUAAAACCUGGAUCAAAGUUUGUGAUUCAAUACUACCAUUCAUGGGUUGAAUCCAAUUUUCUUUACCAUCAAAUGGAGUUAUGUUUAGAUAAUUUGACAAAUGUUUUAAAAAUCAAGGAUUCAUUGUUUAGUGAAAUAAUGAAUAUUUUGGAAUUUCAUAUUUCGUAUUAUAUAUUUUAUAAACUGGUAAAAUGUGUCCAAUAUUUACAUGAAUCAGAUAUACCAAUAACUCAUAGAGACCUUAAACUGGAAAAUGUUUUCAUUUCAAUGGACGGACGAAUUAUUUUGAGUGGUCUAUUUUUGGCUAAAGAAGUGGUUAAUGAUCUUAUGUAUUCAGACGUUGGAGAUUUAAGAUAUCAGGCACCUGAAGUUGGUACGGACACAAAUGGAUACAAUCAUUUGAUAGAUAUCUAUAGUCUAUCUAUGAUUGGGGCUCAAAUUUUUGGUUUCGAUAUAUACGAUAUUUUUGAUGGAAAG
Molecule: messenger RNA, 657 nt
Organism: Oppiella nova
Lineage: Eukaryota; Metazoa; Arthropoda; Arachnida; Sarcoptiformes; Oppiidae
Source: the annotation of a GenBank genome assembly